Messenger RNA from Orbilia oligospora ATCC 24927, 1047 nucleotides. RefSeq lists its product as uncharacterized. Lineage: Eukaryota; Fungi; Ascomycota; Orbiliomycetes; Orbiliales; Orbiliaceae. The record is from RefSeq and is a predicted model, not a curated record. Bases 1 to 1047 code for a protein of 348 amino acids. The transcript has 2 exons.
AUGAUUGUCAUGCCAGGACUCCAAGGCAUCAAUACCUCCUAUAACAAAUCAGACAUCUCCCAAAUCAACUCCACAGGCAUCGAAUCCGCGGUUACCAUUAUUGAUGCCGAAAGAAUAAUUAAAGCUGCCUAUCAUGGCGAGCGUAGAGUCACCAGAUUCGAGGACCUAUCCGCGAAUCUAUUUUCCACACAAUAUCUCAUCACCCUCGACAAUAGAACGCAGCUCCUCUUACGCCUCGCACCUCCAUCAGAUGUUAGAGUCUUACAACACGAACGAGACGUUCUCGCUGGGGAUUUUGAAAUCCUGGAGCUAAUACGACAAAAUGCACCUGAAGUCCCCGUCCCCGAAGUUGUAAUGUACAACAAGGACGGAAAUGGGGGUCUACUAGGCGUUCCAUUUCUUCUCACAACGUACAUACCCGGAGUUCCACUCGAUAUGGUCCGUCAAGACCUCCCAGAUGAGGUUUUGGCAAUGGUCGAUUACAAUCUCGGUCAACAUGCUCGACGGGUCAGCCGCAUUCACAACUCGCAUUUUGGACUCGCAGGUGCAGGUGGUAAUGGGAAGAUGUAUACCACUUGGCACAGCGCAUUCUUAUCUAUGUUUGAGUCUGUGAUGCGGGAUGCUGAAGAUUUGUUUAUCAGCAUCCCGUAUGAGGUUCUACGAUGGCACGUCGGUAGACUGGCGUAUGCGUUGGAUGAUGUUAAGGUGCCACAGUUGGUGUGUUAUGAUUUGUGUGAUACACAAAGGGUCAUGGUUGACGAGAGAACCGGAAGGUUGAACGGACUUACAGACUUUGAGAAGGCUGUUUGGGGAGAUCCUUUGAUGGAGACUUCGUUCAGAGAUCCGAGUUUGGCGUUUUUGAAUGGUUAUGGUGGAGAUCCCAUGGGAGCACAGGGUGCUCGGCCAAGGGUUUUAUUGUAUACACUCUACUAUUAUCUUCGAGCUGUCGUUGAAGUUUACUACCACGGGCUCAACCACGAACUUGAAUGCAAGGCCCGCAAGGGUCUCGUGAGAAGUUUGAAGAGUAUUUCGGACUACCAUGAAUAG